GGAGGCCGAGCCCGGGCGGAGGACGCGGCGGCGGCGGCCGGGGGCGCGGGCCGCGGACCUGUCGUCCCCGGCGUUCUCCCGGCCCGGCCGGCGGGGAGGAGGCUGCCGGGACCAUGUCGGCGGGCGGCCGCGACGAGGAGCGGCGGAAGCUGGCCGACAUCAUCCACCACUGGAACGCCAACCGGCUGGACCUGUUCGAGAUCAGCCAGCCGACCGAGGAUUUGGAGUUCCAUGGAGUGAUGAGGUUUUAUUUUCAAGAUAAAGCUGCUGGAAACUUUGCUACAAAAUGUAUUCGGGUCUCCAGCACUGCGACCACCCAGGACGUGAUUGAGACACUGGCAGAGAAAUUUCGACCUGACAUGCGCAUGCUGUCCUCUCCGAAAUACUCCCUCUAUGAGGUGCAUGUCAGUGGAGAAAGAAGACUGGACAUAGACGAGAAGCCUUUGGUCGUGCAGCUGAACUGGAACAAAGAUGACCGGGAGGGCAGGUUUGUCCUGAAGAAUGAGAACGAUGCAGCUGCUCCCAAGAAGGUUCAGAGCAACGGGCCUGAGAAGCAGGAGAAGGAAGGUGUGAUCCAGAACUUCAAGAGGACGUUGUCAAAGAAAGAGAAGAAGGAAAAGAAGAAGAGAGAGAAAGAGGCCCUGAGACAGGCGUCCGAGAAGGAGGACAGGCCCCUCGCAGGGGAUGACAUUGAGAAUUCCCGGCUGGCUGCCGAGGUGUACAAGGACAUGCCUGAGACCAGCUUCACGCGGACCAUCUCCAACCCCGAGGUGGUGAUGCGGCGGCGGAGGCAGCAGAAGUUGGAGAAGAGGAUGCAGGAGUUCCGGAGCUCAGACGGGCGGCCUGAUUCAGGUGGAACGUUGAGAAUUUAUGCAGACAGUUUAAAGCCGAACAUCCCCUACAAGACAAUCCUGCUGUCCACCACGGACCCUGCAGAUUUUGCUGUGGCCGAGGCGCUGGAGAAGUACGGCCUGGAGAAGGAGAACCCCAGGGACUACUGCCUUGCUCAGGUUCUGCUUCCUCCGGGAGCCCAGCAUUCUGAUGACAGAGGUGCCCAGGAACUGGUUCUGGAGGACGAUGAGUGCCCGCUGCAGAUCUUCAGGGAGUGGCCUGCUGACAAAGGGAUACUGGUGUUCCAGCUGAAGAGGAGGCCGCCGGACUCGGCCCCCGCCAAGGUGAAGAAGCACGGUGAGGGGAAGCUGCUGCGGGGCAGGGAGCGGGCCGAGGGCCCCGGCACUGGCUCUGCCCUUCCGCCCGAGAAGCUGCCCUACCUGGUGGAGCUGAGCCCAGGGAGAAGGAAUCACUUUGCCUGCUCCAGCUAUCACACUGGUGAAGAUGGUUCUGACUCCAGGGACAAGCCGAAGCUCUACCGCCUGCAGCUGAGUGUGACGGAGGUGGGCACAGAGAAGUUUGACGACAACUCCAUCCAGUUGUUUGGCCCGGGGAUUCAGCCCCAUCACUGCGACCUCACGCACAUGGACGGCGUGGUCACCGUGACACCCAGGAGUAUGGACGCCGAGACCUUCGUGGACGGCCAGCGCAUCUCCGAGACCACCAUGCUGCAGAGUGGUGUCAAAGUACAGUUUGGGGCGUCCCAUGUGUUCAAGUUUGUGGACCCCAGCCAGGACCACAUGCUCGCCAAGAGAUCCGUGGACGGAGGCCUGAUGAUGAAGGGUACCAGGCACAAGGCGGGCCUGGUUCAGGAGACAACUUUUGAUUUAGGAGGAGAUGUGCACAGUGGGACAGCGCUGCCAACCAGCAAGAGCAGCGCCCGACUGGAUGGGGAGCGAGCCCAUUCUGCCUCUGGUGCCGUGGAGCGAGGCAUGGUGCGGCCCAUGGUGAGGGCGGCGCAGCCCGCGGACCCCGGCCGACGAGAAGGCAGGUCUCAGGAUGCCUCUGGGCCCGAGCUGGUGCUGCCUGCAAGCAUCGAGUUCAGGGAGAGCUCUGAAGAUUCAUUUUUAUCGGCCAUUAUCAAUUAUACCAAUAGUUCAACUGUCCAUUUUAAACUGUCCCCUACUUACGUCUUGUACCUGGCCUGCCGGUAUGUGUUGUCCAAUCAGUACCGGCCUGACGCCAGCCCUGCUGAGCGCACGCACAAGGUCAUCGCAAUCGUCAACAAGAUGGUGAGCAUGAUGGAAGGAGUCAUUCAGGAGGUAGACCAGGUGGACCAGAAGCAGAAGAACAUCGCGGGCGCGCUGGCCUUCUGGAUGGCGAACGCAUCGGAGCUGCUCAACUUCGUCAAGCAGGACCGAGACCUGAGCCGCGUGACCCUGGAUGCGCAGGACGUGCUCGCACACCUGGUGCAGAUGGCGUUCAAGUACCUGGUUCACUGCCUGCAGUCGGAGCUCAGCAGCUUCAUGCCGGCCUUCCUGGAUGACCCCGAGGAGAAGAGUCUGCAGAGACCAAAGAUAGACGACGUGCUGCACACGCUCACGGGGGCCAUGUCCUUGCUGCGCCGCUGCCGGGUCAACGCCGCCCUCACCAUCCAGCUCUUCUCCCAGCUCUUCCACUUCAUCAACAUGUGGCUCUUCAACAGGCUGGUGACGGACCCCGACUCUGGGCUCUGCUCCCACUACUGGGGAGCGAUCAUCCGCCAGCAGCUGGGCCACAUCGAAGCCUGGGCCGAGAAGCAGGGACUCGAGCUGGCCGCCGACUGCCACCUGAGCAGGAUCGUGCAGGCUACCACUUUACUCACCAUGGAUAAAUACGCCCCGGAGGACGUCCCCCAUGUUAACAGCACCUGCUUCAAGUUAAACUCCCUGCAGCUGCACGCCCUGCUGCAGAACUACCACUGUGCGCCCGACGAGCCGUUCAUCCCUGCGGAGCUGAUAGAAAACGUGGUGGCUGUCGCCGAGAACACCGCCGAUGAGCUGGCCCGCAGCGACGGGCGGGACGUGCAGCUAGAGGAGGACCCCGACCUGCAACUGCCCUUCCUGUUGCCAGAGGACGGCUAUUCCUGUGAUGUGGUCAGGAACAUUCCCAGUGGCCUCCAGGAGUUCUUAGAGCCCCUGUGCCAGAGAGGAUUUUGCAGGUUAAUCCCACACGCGCGGUCCCCGGGCACUUGGACAAUCCACUUUGAAGGUGCCGAUUAUGAAGACCAGCUUGUGCGGGAGAACACAGAACUGGCCCAGCCUCUGCGGAAGGAGCCCGAGAUCAUCACCGUGACCUUGAAGAAGCAGAAUGGAAUGGGCCUCAGCAUUGUGGCAGCAAAGGGGGCCGGCCAGGAUAAGCUGGGCAUCUACGUGAAGUCUGUCGUGCGAGGAGGCGCUGCCGACGUGGAUGGACGGCUGGCCGCAGGGGAUCAGCUGCUGAGUGUGGACGGCCGGAGUCUGGUGGGACUCUCUCAGGAAAGGGCUGCAGAACUCAUGACAAGGACGAGUUCCGUGGUGACGCUCGAAGUGGCAAAGCAAGGCGCCAUCUACCACGGGCUGGCCACACUCCUCAAUCAGCCCUCCCCCAUGAUGCAGAGAAUUUCAGAUCGCCGUGGCUCAGGUAAACCUCGGCCGAAGAGUGAGGGUUUUGAGCUGUAUAACAGUUCUGCUCAAAACGGGUCACCUGGAAGUCCCCAGAUGCCCUGGGCGGAACCCAGCGAGCCGAAGAAAAUGCCCGGUGAUGACAGAUUGACGAAAAACCGCGCCGAUCACCGCUCCAGCCCCAAUGUUGCAAAUCAGCCCCCCAGCCCCGGAGGGAAGGGCGCCUAUGCCUCUGGAGCUGCAGCUAAGAUAACGUCCGUCUCCACGGGGAACCUCUGUACCGAGGAGCAGCCACCUGCACCCCGACCUGAAGCUUACCCCAUCCCCACUCAGACCUACACCCGGGAGUACUUCACCUUCCCGGCCUCCAAGUCGCAGGACCGGAUGGCGGCUCCUCCGAGCCAGUGGCCAGGCUAUGAGGACAAGCCGCACGUCCACAUGGACAGCAGCCACGUGAGCCUCGCGGUGCAGCGCGUUACACGUUCCCAGGAGGAGCUGAGGGAGGACAGGGCCUUCCAGCUUGAGCGACACCGCAUGGAGUCCGUUAUGGACCGCAAGGCCGACAGCGAUAUGUGGUUAAACCAGAGCUCCUCCGUGGAGUCCAGCACCUCCAGCCAGGAGCACCUGAACCAUUCCUCCAAGCCCGGGACUCCGGCCUCCACACUCACCAAAAGCGGGCCAGGCCGGUGGAAAACGCCCGCUGCCGUGCCCAUGCCAGCCGCCCCGGUGGCCGUCUCACAGCCCUUCCGAGCAGACCUGCCUCCGCCGCCCCCUCCACCUCCAGCCCACUAUGCCAGUGACUUGGAUGGAAUUCCUGUGGAUUUACCUCUGCCCCCACCUCCUUCUACCAGCCAGCCAGGACCGCAGUCUGCCCAGGUGGCCACUGCAGAGCGCAAGAAGAGGGAGGAGCAGCAGCGGUGGUACGAGAAGGAGAAGGCUCGCCUGGAGGAGGAACGUGAGCGGAAGCGCCGGGAGCAGGAGCGCAGGCUGGGCCAGAUGCGCACCCAGGCCCUGAACCCGGCCCCGUUCUCGCCUCUGCCCGCUCAGCAGGCGAAGCCCGAGAAACCCUCCACGCUCCAGAGGCCCCCCGAGACGGUCAUCCGGGAGCUGCAGCCGCAGCAGCAGCCGCGCACCAUUGAGCGCCGGGACCUGCAGUACAUCACCAUCAGCAAGGAGGAGCUGUCCUCUGGGGACAGUCUGUCUCCUGACCCCUGGAAGCGUGAUGCCAAGGAGAAGCUGGAGAAGCAGCAGCAGAUGCACAUCGUGGACAUGCUGAGCAAGGAGAUCCAGGAGCUGCAGGCCAGGCCCGACCGCACUGCCGAGGAGAACGACCGACUGCGCAAGCUCAUGCUGGAGUGGCAGUUCCAGAAGCGGCUGCAGGAGUCGAAGCAGAAGGACGAGGAGGACGAGGAGGAGGAGGAGGAGGACGUAGACACCAUGCUCAUCAUGCAGCGUCUGGAGGCCGAGCGCAGAGCCCGGUUGCAGGAUGAGGAGCGCAGGCGGCAGCAGCAGCUGGAGGAGAUGCAGAAGCGGGAAGCGGAGGACCGCGCCCGGCUGGAGGAGGAGCGGCGCCGCCAGGAGGAGGAGCGAGCCAAGCGAGACGCUGAAGAAAAGAGGCGUCAGGAAGAAGGCUACUACAGUCGCCUGGAAGCCGAGAGACGCAGACAGCACGAGGAGGCUGCGCGCAGGCUGCUGGAGCCCGAGGAACCAGGGCUCUGCCGCCCCCCGCUGCCCCGGGACUAUGAGCCCCAGGGCCCGGCCCCUGCCCCUGGCGCCCCGCCGCCCCCGCCCCAGCGGAACACCUCCUACCUCAAGACCCAGGCUCUGGCCCCGGACUCGCUGUUCACUGCCAAGUUUGUUGCCUACAGUGAGGAAGAGGAGGAGGCGGAGGAGGACUGCGGCCUAGCAGCACCAAACUCUUACGUGGGACCUACCGGGACGGGCAUUGGAGCCCACAGUGCUUACCAGGAUCCGCGAGAGAAACACUCGAAAAGCCACGACACGGAUCCACCCGGUGGCUCUGGAGCCCCUGAGAACUUGACAUUCAAGGAACGCCAGCGUCUCUUCUCGCAGGGUCAGGAUGUGUCCAAUAAAGUGAAAGCGUCUCGCAAAUUAACAGAACUGGAGAACGAACUGAACACCAAGUGAAGCCGGCUGCGGCCGUGCGGCUGUGCCCGGGUCUGUCGUGGGUCUGUGGUGGCUGUGACUUUGAAGGAGGGGGAGAUGUUGCUAGGUGGUGUGGGCAUCUGGAUCUGGAGCGGUGUGCUGAUUGUGGCUUUACCGAGAGAUGCUCGCUGCUGCGGCUGGAGCGGGCUCCCGUUCCUUCCUCUCUGUCUGAUGGGGAGAUGGGUGGGCUGGUUUUCUUUGGUGGAGUCUGACGUAGAGAGAGUACAGGAUGAGGUGGUCCCACCCACCCUCAUCACCCACCCUCAUCACCCCCUAAUCCUCCUCGUAGUGAGGGGCAUCGGCAGAGAAGUCCCGUUUUUACUUUCUUAAAAAUCCUUGUUGCCUCCCUGCUGAAUGGUUUGAGCUGCUGGAGUGCUGUUUGCACCGCUCGGUGCCUGCCUGCAGAACAUGCCUGCCGGCAGCUCCCCAGCAACGGCCAUGCUGCAGGCCCAGGGUCCUGUGACACCAGCGACUGCCCAUGCACCCUGAGCAGCUCUGAGUAUUUAAGAGAGGACACCUCCUAGCAGGAAGUUUGGGGACUUAACCCUAGGAUGUUUUGUUUUUAGAAAUACCCAGUAGUUACUAGGUUAAUCAAUCAUGGAUGAAUUUGGAUAUGACAGUUAGGUUAGAAAGUCAGCUGCUGUUUGGAUAUUCUGGGGGAUGCUGAAAAAGGCCCCUGAGACCAGGAACCAGGAAAGCUGGCGUGGGGGGUGGGGGGCCACGAUGACACUGGGCAGGCCUCUGGGGCCCCAGGGGCUCGUGUCCAUGGAGUGCUGUCAGGGAGAAGAGAGAUGGAGGGGCUGUGGUGUCUGGGUGUACAUGUCCUGAGAACAUAGAGCAGUUGAAGCCAUUUUUCGCCGUCUGGUAGUUAUUUAAUGUUACUGAUGACACUGUCACUGGUCCGGCUGCGGUGGGCGGACAAACCUCAGUGUGUGGAUGUUCCGUGCCGUGGUGGCCCAGGCAGAACGGCCUCGCUGUCCUGGCCAUUCCUGACGCCUUUGUUAGGGAAGGACACAGUCUGCGCUGCCUGUGAAGCCCCGGUGCAUGACACUGCGAGUGUAGACAGUUUACACGCCCCGCGGUUCCUGUUCUGAGUGUCAGGGAAGGGGCAGUGUGCCUGCUGUGCCAGGCCACGGCCCCACCAGCCUGAAGAUCGCCAGCCCAUGCUGCCUCAAGGCAAGCUGGUGCCGAGAUCACUGCUGUGUUCAUAUGUAGAAAGACACGUGAGAGUUGUGGAACACAUGUACAUACCCGCCUUGGGCACGCAUGUGGCUGAGAGCCCCACGGGAGGUGGGCACGGCCACCCUGUGGCUGUGGGGUCCAAUGUGAGUCUGUACAAGAGCUUCUUCUAAUGACCGGCUUUACUCUGCACACAUCCCAACUGCUGUGGCUUCCCGUUUCUACUGUAUCCCGGUUCAGCCUAUUUUUAAUAAACUUUGUUAUGUAUUUAA
Messenger RNA from Ochotona curzoniae (black-lipped pika), 7090 nucleotides. RefSeq names its product afadin, adherens junction formation factor (gene AFDN). Gene Ontology annotation, cellular component: adherens junction. The transcript has 34 exons. Gene Ontology annotation, molecular function: cell adhesion molecule binding. NCBI's taxonomy places the organism in Eukaryota, Metazoa, Chordata, Mammalia, Lagomorpha, Ochotonidae. Bases 114 to 5621 code for a protein of 1835 amino acids. The record is from RefSeq and is a predicted model, not a curated record. Gene Ontology annotation, biological process: signal transduction; regulation of protein localization.